AUGUUUACUACUGCUGAAAUCAAGGAACGUCUAACGAAGGCCUUUUCAUCUUUGCAGGAAAAUGUCUACAAGGGUAAGCUUACUCAUUUUAAAGAAAUCCAAGCAUUCCAAAAGUACUUUGAAACUGUCUAUAACCCAAUGGAACUUGUUCAAACCGUCUGUUACGCAACGCCAAUUUUAAAAGAGAAAUUUGAAAAACAAAUUGCCAAAAAGAAAUUUCCCAAAGCUGGUAGUGGCAAGCCUCCUUUGACGCCAAAGAAAAGAAAAGUCCCAAUUGAAAGUGUAAUUCUUGUCGAAGAUGAUGAAAAAGAAACUCCUCCAACUCCACUUAUGAAGAAACAGAAAAAGAAUAAGGCAACAGUUGCCCCUUACCAAAAAACCAAACAACAAGGUGACGAAAUCAAGAUUCUCCCUCCUCCUUCAAAGGAAACUCAAUCCCAUCCCUCUGGUGGCGCAGUGAUGGAGCACAUUGGGAGCAAUGCUUCCGACCCUGAGGCUCAACAGGAAAAACCCACCACUCCCCUCAUUUCUACUGCCAAUCAGAGUGAUCCUUCGAGCGAUUCGAAGCAAGCUGAAGGGAAGGAUUCAGAAGAGAAAGAAGAUUCUGAGGAUACUCCCAGUAACUCUCCUCCAAGAGUUAUGUUCCCUUCAGAUUACGCUGACGAGGAUGAUCAGGAUUCUGAUGAGAUUGAGGGGUACUUUCAGCAAGAUGAAGACAUGAGUGAGGGAGAAGCUGAUCUUGAAGGAAAUCCGACUGGAACUGGUGAUGCUAUUGUCGAAACGGUCCCAAAUCCAACUAAUGUUCGAUCAUCCGCAAUCCAGACUUCGCCUAUAUCACUUACUGAGGAGGAGAAAAAUGCUUUGAAACAAAAUGAUCCCCUCAAGUAUGUAAGAUUGAUGAUGGCUCAAAGAGAAUCUUCUUCAGAAAACAGGAUUUCUGGAGCUUCGACCCACUCUGAAUUGCAGAAGAAGAUUUCUGAUGCUAAAGCGAAGCAGGCUGCUAUCCAAGGCUUGGAUAGUACUGAAGCUGAUAAUCUGGUGAAGCAGAGCGUAGAUCACGUCGAAAAGGCUACUGCUAUCAAUGCAGAUAUUGCACGCCUCAGAGGGGUUAAAGCUGUUGUUCAGUACAAGAUUGGCUUGGCGAGAUAA
This is a messenger RNA of Lathyrus oleraceus (garden pea), 1149 nucleotides long. RefSeq lists its product as uncharacterized. NCBI's taxonomy places the organism in Eukaryota, Viridiplantae, Streptophyta, Magnoliopsida, Fabales, Fabaceae. The transcript is spliced from 5 exons. The coding region runs from base 1 to 1149 and encodes 382 amino acids. The record is from RefSeq and is a predicted model, not a curated record.